Lathyrus oleraceus (garden pea) is the source of this 1281-nucleotide messenger RNA. RefSeq lists its product as uncharacterized. Bases 1 to 1281 code for a protein of 426 amino acids. Lineage: Eukaryota; Viridiplantae; Streptophyta; Magnoliopsida; Fabales; Fabaceae. The record is from RefSeq and is a predicted model, not a curated record. The transcript has a single exon.
AUGGAACAACUUGAACAGGAAAAUCAGGAUCUCAUGGAAGAGGUUACUUCACUCAAAAUAAAUUUGAAGAGACUCACAACGAUGAUGGAAACGCUAGUGGCUGCUCAGAAUCAGCCAUCUCCAGAGACCAUUCAAAGAGCUGUAAUUUCAGAAAUCAUAUCUACGCCCAUUUCUAUGGCACCUGUGAAUGCUCCUCAAUAUCAGAUGCACCCCAACUUCCCUUGGGGCAUGCCACCAAAUUAUACACCGGAAGGUUACCGCUCACAAGUUCCUGAAGCUCCUAUAGUGCCUGCUAUCAUGUCUGUGCCACCUCCUGUGAUACACACUACUCCAUACCACGAAGAGCCCAUCUUUCGCGCCACUCCAAGUGAGAGUAUGAGAGUAUAUGAGAAAAUGGGUGAUUUCCAAUAUCAAUUUGCUGAUAUGCAAAGAGAGAUUAAAGCCCUUAGGGGAAAAGAUCUAUUUGGGAAGAAUACCCAUGAUCUCUGCCUUGUGCCAAAUGUCAAAAUACCUGCCAAAUUCAAAGUACCUAACUUUGAAAAGUACAAGGGGGAUUCUUGUCCAAGGAGCCACUUAACUAUGUAUGCCCGAAAAAUGUCCACUCAAAAUGACAACCACCAAUUGUUGAUUCACUACUUUCAAGACAGUCUGACUGGUGUUGCUCUUAAGUGGUACAUGAACUUGGAUAUUGCCCAUAUCCGCACAUUCAAUGAUAUCGCUGAAGCUUUUAUCAGGAAAUACAAGUACAAUAUUGACAUGGCGCCGGACAGAUAUCAACUUCGGGUUAUGUCCCAAAGAGACAAGGAAACUUUCAAAGAAUAUGCACAAAUAUGGCACGAGGUUGCCGCCCAUAUUUAUCCUCCUCUCGAAGAAAGCGAAAUGACUAAGAUCUACUUGAAGACUCUAAGUUCUUUCUACUAUGAACGAAUGAUAGCGAGUGCACAAAGUGACUUCACUGACAUGGUGAAUAUGGGGAUGCGUCUCGAAGAAGGUGACCGUGAGGGACGAUUGGUUAAAGAAGGUGGUUCAUCUAGCGGUGUCAAAAAGUUCGGAGUUGGGUUCCCUAAGAAGAAAGAGCAAGACGUCAGUACGGUGGUACACAUAAGACCAAGGCAGAGAUAUCAACAACAUAUUGCAGCAGUAGCUCCAGCCUACCAACCACAGUUCUUACAACAAGUUCAACGACAACAACAACCACAAUUCACACAACAACAACCUCAGUACAUUCAACAUAAUACCAUGCAACCGCAACAACGGCCUCAACAACAGGCACGCCCAUAA